AUGUGGGUCUGCGGUACGUGCACGUACAAGCACCUGCCCCACGAGGCAUUCUUUCUCGCGUGUGCCAUCUGCGAUACACCAAAGGACUCGAGCAACACUGCCACGCCGGCCCUCCCCUCGCCGCCAGCUGCUGCCACGUCGGCCCUGCCGCCGCCGCAAGUCGCCGCCGCGCCGGCCCUGCCGCCGCCGCAAGUCGCCGCCCUGUCGUCGUCGCCGGCGCCGAGCGCGCCAUCGUCGCCCGGCUCGGGCGAGCGGCCGGCCAAGGUCGCGCGCGUCGUCGCGCCGGAGCUCAACGCCGCGGCCGGCGCGCCCGUCGUCGUCGCGACGCCGCCGCCGCCCGUCGUCGUCGCGACGCCGCAGGUCGUCGACCUCGCGUCGCCGUCGUCCGACGAGGAGGAGGCGGCGGCGCCGUCGUCCGAGGUGCCCUCGCUGUCGCUGCCCAGCGCGCCCGUGUCGGGGACCGUCGUCGUCCACGUCCUGGGCCCCGGCGGGUCGCCCGUCAUCGGCCUCGAGACCGACAUCGACAUGGCCCUGCGCCGCUCCCCGGGCGCCGCGGGCGCCGACUUCGACUUCGGCGGCUCCAAGAUCCUCGUCCUCUCCAGCCAGAUGCGGCCCGGCGCCGUCUACGACCAGGGCACGGGCUUCGUCCUCACGGACUACGCCCUGCGCAACCCGAGCGCCUGGGUCCCCAUCGUCUUCAACGAGGUCUUCUUCGUCAGCGCGCACCGCUUCUCCAUGGCCACGCUGCGCGCCUGCUGCGGCGGCGGCCACUUCGCGGGCUGCCGCGACAACUCCGCCAUCGUCGUCGGCCGCGUCAUCACGCCGGCGGCGGCCAACAACGUCUUCGCGAUCGUCGGCAUCGCCAAGGAGGGCCUCGGCUCGUCGGGCUCCGGGGCGCCCCACUACAUCGACGUCGACACGCGGGAGAAGACCAACGGCCUAGUGUCGUUAGGUCUUCUCUCGCGAGGCGCGGGCUUCACCACGAGCCAGCCCACGAACUACCGCCACCAGCUCUUCGGCUACCGCCAGAUCAUCGAGCUCACCGUCGCCUAG
This is a messenger RNA of Aureococcus anophagefferens, 1053 nucleotides long. RefSeq lists its product as hypothetical. The transcript has a single exon. The coding region runs from base 1 to 1053 and encodes 350 amino acids. NCBI's taxonomy places the organism in Eukaryota, Pelagophyceae, Pelagomonadales, Pelagomonadaceae. The record is from RefSeq and is a predicted model, not a curated record.